Messenger RNA from Ziziphus jujuba (common jujube), 774 nucleotides. Its product is annotated as 10 kDa chaperonin, mitochondrial. Gene Ontology annotation, molecular function: metal ion binding; ATP binding; protein folding chaperone. The record is from RefSeq and is a predicted model, not a curated record. Gene Ontology annotation, cellular component: mitochondrial matrix. The transcript is spliced from 3 exons. NCBI's taxonomy places the organism in Eukaryota, Viridiplantae, Streptophyta, Magnoliopsida, Rosales, Rhamnaceae. Bases 129 to 380 code for a protein of 83 amino acids.
AAUUCACGGAUCCACUAAAUCCCUCUAAAACCCUACAAAUUAGGCUACGAACCCAUUGAAGAAGAAGAAGAACAAGCUUCUUGUCGCUUUCAAGCUGUGUCUCCAUUUCUGCCUUGUUUUGGGUCGCAAUGGCGAAGCGUCUGAUCCCGUUAUUUAAUCGCAUUCUGGUUGAGAAAAUUGUUCCUCCUUCUAAGACCAACUCCGGGAUCAUUCUUCCGGAGAAAACCACCAAGCUUAACUCUGGAAAAGUUGUUGCUGUUGGCCUGGGAGCUCGGGACAGAGAUGGGAAACUUAUUCCUCUACAUGUGAAGGAAGGAGACACAGUUCUUUUGCCUGAAUAUGGAGGAACUGAAGUGAAGCUCAAUGAUAAAGAAGCGUAGAAUUGCACAUGUCCUGUUCGUUUGCGUUGGAGCCAAGCUCUUAAAGGAACCAAUAAUAGUGAAUGAUUGAUGUUAAUGCUGUGAGGUAUUGAUGGUGCCUGAGGUUAUGAAGUGUAGUUGAGUUUUGAGAUCAGGGUGAGACAUGAGUAAAGGGCAGAGAGAGUGUUAGGGAGUUGAAGAACCAGAUAUAUUUUUAAAAUCCAAAGGAAAAUAAUAAUUUUUACAAGACUAAGCAAAUGGAAAUGUGUCUGGUCAAAGUCCGGUUGCGUGGUAUGUUCAGUAUUUUGAACAGCCUGCUUGAAUCUCUUGCUUUCAAGGAUCUACAAAUAUUGGAAAUAUGGUUGUCUGACUGAUUGUAGUGUUUCUGCCUAAGGUGUAGUAAAAAUUUUAAUUU